ACAAGCUACCAUGGUCCUCACUGCCACCCAAUCUUCUCCCCUCUGUAUUCACCUCCCCUCUCCACCAAAAUUAGGGUUUUGUCAGUAAAACACAAAAAGCCCUAAGUCCCUGCGUUACAGCUAUCUCUCCGCCAAAACCAAGCAAUGGGUGACCAGGCCACGCCUCCAGCACCAGAACUCGCAGAGAUGGCCAUUAGUGACGGCCAUUCUCUUAAGCACCCAUUCUCCGACCGGGCCCCGGUCCGAUCAAUCGUUUGUCGUCCCGAUGGAGGAGCUGGGCUGGCAGGCCAACGAGUCCGCGCCGGUGGGUGGGUGAAGACCGGGAGAGAGCAAGGGAAGGGUUCCUUUGCUUUCUUGGAGGUGAACGACGGAUCGUGUCCUGCCAACCUUCAGGUUAUCGUGGAUGCUGGUGUAGCAGAUCUGAGCACGCUUGUGCAGACUGGGACUUGCGUGUUAGUUGAGGGCUUGCUUAAGGUCCCCCCUGAAGGUACAAAGCAGAAGAUUGAACUCCGUGUUGAUAAGGUGCUCCAUGUAGGCCCUACCGAUCCUGCCAGUUAUCCGAUUCCCAAGACGAAGCUCUCCCUUGAGUUUUUGAGGGAUCAUAUUCACCUUAGGGCCCGAACUAAUACGAUUUCUGCAGUUGCUCGAAUUCGCAAUGCACUUGCUUUUGCCACGCACUCUUUCUUUCAAGAGCAUGGUUUUCUGUAUGUUCAUACUCCAAUUAUCACCACAAGUGACUGUGAAGGUGCUGGUGAAAUGUUUCAAGCUACAACCUUGAUUAGUGAAGCUGAAAAGCUCGAGAAGGAGCUCAUUUUGAAUCCUCCGCCUACUGAGGCUGACUUAGAAGCAGCUAAGCUUACUGUUGGGGAGAAAGGUAAUAUUGUUUCUCAACUCAAAGCUGCUAAGGCAACUAAGGAGGAAAUUAGUGCUUCUGUGGCUGAUCUUAAAAUAGCCAAAGAGAAUCUCUCAAGGGUGGAGGAAAGAGCUAAGCUUAAACCUGGUAUUCCUAAAAAAGAUGGCAAGAUUGAUUAUGGUCAAGAUUUCUUUUCCCGUCAGGCCUUUUUGACAGUCUCUGGCCAACUUCAAGUUGAAACCUAUGCCUGUGCUGUCUCCAGUGUCUAUACAUUUGGACCAACGUUUAGAGCUGAGCAUUCUCACACUUCUAGACAUUUGGCUGAGUUCUGGAUGGUGGAGCCUGAAAUAGCAUUUGCAGAUCUUCAGGAUGACAUGAAUUGUGCUGAGGCAUAUGUGAAAUACAUGUGCCAAUGGCUACUCAACAAGUGCUUUGAUGACAUGGAACUUAUGGCUAAGCUUUAUGAUAAAGGUUGUAUUGAUCGUCUAAGAAUGGUUUCUUCAACCCCUUUUGAGCGUAUUUCUUACACAGAAGCAGUGCAACUGCUAGAGGAGGCAGUGAGAGGUGGUAAGGAGUUUGAGAAGAACGUGGAAUGGGGGAUUGAUCUGGCAUCUGAGCAUGAAAGAUACUUGACGGAGGAUAUAUUUAGAAAGCCUGUAAUCGUGUACAACUAUCCUAAGGGAAUAAAAGCAUUCUACAUGAGGCUCAAUGAUGAUUCAAAGACAGUGGCUGCUAUGGAUAUCCUUGUACCAAAGGUAAAUCAUUCCCAUGCACAUUUUAAAGUUUGCGUACCGUUUUGCAUUCAUUCCAAUUGGCUUUGUCAUUUAUUGCAGGUGGGAGAAUUGAUUGGUGGAAGCCAAAGGGAGGAACGCUAUGAGGUUAUUAAGCAGAGAAUUGCUGAGAUGGGACUGCCUAUUGAGCCAUAUGAGUGGUACCUCGACCUGCGGCGUUAUGGGACUGUAAAACAUUGUGGUUUUGGCCUGGGUUUUGAGAGGAUGAUACUUUUUGCCACUGGAAUCGACAAUAUUAGAGAUGUCAUUCCAUUCCCCAGAUACCCUGGCAGAGCAGAUCUGUGAUAUUUUAGUUUUAUAUAGGUGCACAUUAUAUUUUUCUUUUUGCCUAUAGAAUUCGAUGCAGUUUGUUCUGCUGAAGUUCCCAUAACUUAAUUUGUUUUAGAUUCAAACUUUAAUUGCAAACUGAAAUUAUAGGCGACGAAGGUUUUCUCUCUAGGAAACAUCUUUUAUGCUAAA
Populus euphratica (Euphrates poplar) is the source of this 2103-nucleotide messenger RNA. Its product is annotated as asparagine--tRNA ligase, cytoplasmic 1-like. Gene Ontology annotation, molecular function: ATP binding; asparagine-tRNA ligase activity; nucleic acid binding. Gene Ontology annotation, cellular component: mitochondrion. Lineage: Eukaryota; Viridiplantae; Streptophyta; Magnoliopsida; Malpighiales; Salicaceae. The record is from RefSeq and is a predicted model, not a curated record. Gene Ontology annotation, biological process: asparaginyl-tRNA aminoacylation. The coding region runs from base 145 to 1929 and encodes 594 amino acids. The transcript is spliced from 6 exons.